AUGGUAUUUAUUCUUAGUAACACUUUACAGAAAAGUCAAUCAGGCAAAUUACUUGCUUGGCGACCAGCACUACAUCUCUAUCGCUCUUCAUUUCUUGUCAUUCUUCAUAUAAUUUUCGUUGGCAUAAAUAUUUAUGGUUGGUCGCAUUCGGGUGUCAAUCAUGUUCUCAUUUUCGAAAUUGACCCGCGUAAUCACCUCACCUAUCAACGAUUACUUGAAAUAGGCACAUUUCUCAUGGUCUUAUGGUUUCUCAGCUUUAUUGCCUUUAUCAUAUCGUCCUAUUACGAUGUUCGACCAUUCGCACAGCCAUUAGCGUUUGUUAUCUUACUAAUUCUUUUAUUAAUAAAUCCAAUUCAAAUAUUCUACUAUCAAUCACGACUGUGGUUUUUAAAGAAUCUUGGCCGAGUUUUCCUAUCACCAUACUUUCAUGUAGAUUUUACAGGAUUUUGGCUCGGGGACCAGCUCAUUUCACUUGACUUGGUCUUUUUCGAUCUUCAAUAUUUCAUUUGCUUUUACAUGAAUGAUGUAGACUGGACUCGACCAACGGAGAAGCAUGGCGUGUUCUGUUCUGAUUGGUCACAGUUUCUUCUUCAAACUAUUUUCAUUCUACUUCCAUCUUGGUUUCGUUUUGCACAAUGUAUACGACGGUAUCGUGAUACGAAAGCAAAGUUCCCCCACUUGGCUAAUGCUGGCAAAUAUGCGAGCACUGUUUUGGUUGCCGCCACGAAUGCUCUUCGUCGAGCAGCCAUUGUCGAAUAUCAAAGCCGAAGAGCAGCAAAUCCAUUUCUGUAUCUAUGGUUUAUUUCAUCGUUGAUCAGCUCAACCUAUAAGCUCAUCUGGGAUUUCAAAAUGGAUUAUGGCUUAUUUGAUAAAAAUGCAAGUGAAAAUAAAUAUUUACGUGAACAAAUCAUCUAUUCGUCGAAAGCAUACUAUUAUGUGGCUAUUAUCGAAAAUAUUGCCUUUCGAUACAUUUGGAUUAUCAAUAUAUUUCUCUAUUUUGAUACAUCUGCGGCCGAAUAUGCUGAUAUCGUUGGAUUUAGUUUUGGCAUCAUUGAAAUAUUUCGGCGGUUUAUUUGGAAUUUUUUUCGAUUAGAAAAUGAACAUUUAAAUAAUUGCGGUGAGUUUCGUGCCGUCCGCGAUAUUUCCAUCCAAAAGACAGUGACAGUGGCAAGCGGAUACUCGACACGUCUAGAAAGAUUAGGCACAAUAUCGAAUCUUGGCAAUGAGCAUAAUCCAAAACGACAUCAUACUAUUACCACCGGAGAGCAAGUAACGACGACAGAAAAAUACCGAAAAACAACGAUUCGAAGCGCUACAUUAAACAAUGAGAAUAUUUCUCUGCAAAACUUAACGACAGCAACACAUAGAAAUCAAGUAAAUGAUCUUUCAGAAAUUGUUGAGGCAUCUUCGGACACUAUGCCAACGUCUAACUCUCUGGUACUAGUGAAUCCUAAUUAUCAUCGAACACUAUCUACUUAG
Messenger RNA from Rotaria socialis, 1479 nucleotides. Lineage: Eukaryota; Metazoa; Rotifera; Eurotatoria; Philodinida; Philodinidae. The record is from the annotation of a GenBank genome assembly.